AUGGAUGUCAAACCCCGAUAUCAUCAUGCUUCCAAAUUAGCUUUUCGCAUCGCCGUCCUCCGCCGCCUCCACUUUCUCUCGUCUCACCGUCGCAACCACAUGCCGCCAUGCGUUGCCAUUCACUGCCACCCAGCGGCACGCGGCAUUGGCGCCUAUUGCCGUCCGACAAGCACCGCCAGUGCCGACCAUUCAGCCCCCACGCCGUUCCGGCCGUCGUGCGCUAGAGCUCGCAAACCCGCUGGAGUGCAGGCGCGGCCCGCUUCGUGCGCGACUGCGCGCUGGAAAGCUGCCCGCUUGGGGCAAGGCAGGCGCAAUAGCGCGCGCAGAGUGGGCUCGCCGCGCGUGCAGGCGGACGACGCGGCGGAGAGAGCGACAGCAGCAGAGGCGGACCCGCUGGAGCAGUUUGCACGCAUCGACCAUGGCAGGCAGUCGCGCACCGGCAUGCCCGAGGUGGUGUACGGGCAGGGCAAGACGCCACAGCAGAUAGCCGCCAUCCUCACGGCCAUGGCGGACAGGGCCAGCCAGACAGGGGGGCAGGGGGGUGGCCAGAGGGUUGUCAUGGCCACCAGGGUUGAUGCCGACGCUGCACAGCAGGUGUGUGCGCUGCUGCCCUCCGCCGUCUAUCACCCGCUGGCCCGCGUGCUGCACCUGCCACUGCCCCUGCCGCCCACAGGAGGCGCAGAGGCGAGUGAGGCUGGCGCGAGUGGUGCUGGUAGCGCCGCUGAGAACGUGGGUGACAGUGGUGGUGGGAGAGAGGGGGCGAGUGCGCAUGUGAUGGUGGUGACUGCCGGCACCACUGACCUUCCCGUGGCUGAG
Closterium sp. Yama58-4 is the source of this 816-nucleotide messenger RNA. The record is from the annotation of a GenBank genome assembly. Lineage: Eukaryota; Viridiplantae; Streptophyta; Zygnematophyceae; Desmidiales; Closteriaceae.